Molecule: messenger RNA, 1059 nt
Organism: Didymella exigua CBS 183.55
Lineage: Eukaryota; Fungi; Ascomycota; Dothideomycetes; Pleosporales; Didymellaceae
Exons: 2
Coding region: 1-1059 (352 amino acids)
Biological process (GO): rRNA processing
Cellular component (GO): nucleus
Source: RefSeq, a predicted model, not a curated record
AUGACGGCCAGCUCGAAAAAAAAGAAGGACAAGAAGAAGGAUUUUCAGAAACCCAAAUUGAGGGUUGGAAAGGCUGCGCCCAAGGCCGCAAACUCCACAAGCACAAGCUUCAAAGCGAAAUGUAAGACGAACACCAAGUUACACGUGUAUCAAAAAGCUCACAAAGUCGCAGCGAUCUCCUUGAAGCAGCAGGCGCUUUCUGCGAAUGCACCAACAUUAGAAGCGCAGUGUGCCCACCAUCUGGGCCUCUUGGACCACAAGGCGGACAAGCAGCGACAGGAAUCGUUAGCUUUCCUCACGUCCGCCAUCACAGGCGUUGCUCCUGGAACUUCACUCCCUCAGCCAGCAUCGGUUAUCAUUCCUGCAGUACAGCGACUCAUUCUGGACCCGUCAAACGCUGUUCGGCAGCAGCUCCUCAAGCUCUUGAAAGUUCUUCCAGAGAACGAAGUCGCCACGCAUGCAGACCAGCUUCUGCUCCACACGAGAGCCGGAAUGACGCAUCUGUCUGCUGAGAUUCGGACAUUUGCACUAGAGGCCCUUCAAUGGCUGAUUAGCGUUGCAGGCGAUGAAGUUGUGAGUUGCGCUGGUGGAUGGGUGAAGAUGCUGAAGUGCUUCUUGAGCUUGCUUAUCUGGAAAACAGAAGGCGAGGGCAAGUGGUCUCAAGCGAAAUCCUACGGCAAGAAUGACGCAAAGCUGCAGGUGAAGCAGAUGGACGCUCUCACAGCUUUUCUAAGAGCUGGGCUGUAUCAAGCAGUCGCGACGGUUACGAACAACACCAGCUUCCCGCUGUGGCAAACUCAACACCACAUGCUGUCCGAAAGGUCGAGUGUUUACGCGCAGCUGAACCUGUUCAGUGCGACGAGAGACGAAGAUGCAGAAAUGUUCGAGGAUCGCGAGGAUCGACAGAGACUAUUCAAUGAUAGGGCUGAAGCGGCUGUCAUCGUAGGCCUCGAGCAAGCUCUCAAGGCUGGUGGUGAGAUGGGCCGUGCAGCUGCACAGCUGCGCAAAGUGGUCAGGGAUGGCAUGGCAGAUUUCCAUAGAGAGGAGUUAAUGAUGUGA